UCUGCUCUCUGAACAAAGCAUUUCAAGAGGAACAGCCUGGCCUUUACAGUGGAUUAAGAAACAAAGAAAAGAAACUGACUUUUAAAAUGACUUUCUUCAAGCUUCGAGAAGAAGGCAACUGGAUUGCUUGGCCAGUUUCUUAGGAUGAACGCUGGCUUCGUGGGAAGGAGAAGUCUUUGGAGUUCCCAUUUGGAAAAAAACAUCAUCUACUGAGAUCUAGGAAAGUGGAGAGCUUUGACUCGGAACAAUGAACUUCAUAAGGGAAAACAGUCAAGCCCUCAUUCAGAGGAUGGGCAUCACAGUCAUCAAGCAAAUCUCAGAUGAUCUGUUCGCACUGAAUGUUCUCAACUAUGAAGAAGUCGCCGUCAUUUGCUGUGAGAAGGUGGAGCAAGACGCUGCCCGCGGGAUCAUUCACAUGAUUUUGAAGAAGGGCUCAGAGGCCUGCAACCUCUUUCUUAACAGUCUUGAAAGGUGGGACUGUACUAUGUACCAGGACUUAACUGGGCAAGGUAUUUUUCAUCAGAACAUAGAAGAGGACUUGGAUGUUUUGGCUCAGAAUUUAAAAUACUUAUACAACAGCCCCACCUUUCUGAACUUCUAUCCCCUGGGUAAAGAUAUAGACAUCAUUUUUAAUCUGAAGAUCACCUUCACAGAACCUGUCCUGUGGAGGAAAGACCAUCGUCAUCACCGCGUGGAGCAGCUAACCCUGGGCAGUCUGUUGGAGGCUUUUCAGAGCCCCUGCCUCAUUGAAGGAGAGUCUGGCAAAGGGAAGUCCACCCUGCUGCAGAGAAUUGCCAUGCUCUGGGCCUCUGGGGAGUGCAGGGCUCUGAACAGGUUCAAACUGGUCUUCUUUGUCCGCCUGAGCAGUACACGGCAUGGGCUGUUUGAAACACUGUGUGAUCAGCUCCUGAAUGUCUCCGACUCUAUUAGCAAGCCAAGGUUCAUGUCUAUGCUACUGAAACUGCACCAGGAUGUCCUCUUUCUCCUCGAUGGUUACAACGAAUUCCAGCCUCAGAACUGCCCAGAAAUCGAAGCCCUGAUAAAGGAAAACCAUCGUUUCAAGAACAUGGUCAUCGUCACCACCACCACCGAGUGCCUGAGGCACAUCAGACACGUGGGUGCCCUGACGGCGGAGGUGGGGGAUAUGACAGAAGACAGUGCCCAGGUUCUCAUCCGAGAAGUGCUGAUCAAGGAGCUUGCUGACGGCUUGUUGUUCCAGAUCCAGGAGUCCAGGUGCUUGGGGAAUCUGAUGAAGACCCCUCUCUUCGUGGUGAUAACCUGUGCCAUCCAGAUGGGCAGGGAGGAAUUCCAAGCUUACACUCAAACCAUGCUGUUCCGAACCUUCUACGACCUCCUGAUACAGAAAAACAGGCACAAACACCGAGGCGGGACUGAGAGUGAUUUUCUCAGGAGCCUAGACUGCUGUGGAGACCUGGCCCUGGAGGGUGUGUUCUCCCACAGGUUUGCUUUUGAACCCGAGGAUCUGGCCAGCAUGAAUGAGGAUGUCCUGGUGACAACCGGGCUCCUCUGUAAGUACACCGCGCAGAUGCUGACGCCCAAGUACAAGUUCUUUCAUAAAUCAUUCCAGGAGUACACGGCAGGGCGAAGACUUAGCAGUUUGUUGACGUCCAGAGAUCCCAAGGAGGUGAGCAAGGGGAAUGACUAUUUGAAGAAGAUGGUUUCCAUCUCCGACAUCACAUCCCUGUAUGGCAAUCUGCUCCUGUACACGUGUGGGUCAUCCCCAGAAGCCACCAGGGCUGUCAUGAGGCACCUUUCAGUGGUGUAUCAGCAGGAGAGCCUACAAGGGCUUUCUGUCAUCAAGAGGCCUCUCUGGAGGCAGGAAUCCCUACAAAGCAUGAGAAAUGCCACGGAGCAAGAUUAUCUGAAAGCCAUCAAUGUAAACUCUUUUGUAGAGUGUGGCAUCAAUCUUUUCUCCGAGAGCAUAUCUAGAUCAGCCCUGAGCCAAGAAUUUGAAGCUUUCUUUAGUGGGAAAAGUUUAUACAUCGACUCAGAGAACAUCCCUGAUUACUUAUUUGACUUCUUUGAAUACUUGCCGAAUUGUGCCAGCGCACUGGACUUCGUUAAGUUGAACUUCUAUGGAAGAGCUUCCGUGUCACAGGACAAGGCUGAGGAGAACAGCCCUGGAGUCUGUGUGGAAGGCCCCUCAGAAACCUACAUCCCCAGCAGGGCUGUGUCUUUGUUCUUCAACUGGAAGCAGGAAUUCAGGACUCUAGAGGUCACACUCCGGAACAUCAGCAAGUUGAGUAAACAAGAUAUCAAACAUCUGGGGAAGAUAUUCAGCUCUGCCACCAACCUCCGGCUGAACAUCAAGAAAUGCGCAGCCAUGGCUGGGAGCCUCAGCUCUGUCCUCAGGACCUGUAAGAACAUCCAUUCCCUCAUGGUGGAAGCCAGUCCCCUCAACAUAGAUGACGAACAGCACAUCACAUCCGUGACAAACCUCCAGAAUUUGAGCAUUCACCACCUGCAGACCGAAAGGCUGCCAGGCGGUCUGACUGACAGCUUGGGUAAUCUGAAGAACCUCGAGAAGCUCAUCCUGGACAACAUUAGGAUGAACGAGGAAGAUGCUAAAAACCUGGCCGAAGGCCUGGGAAACCUGAAAAAGAUGCGCUUAUUUCAUCUGACUCAUUUGUCUGGCCUUGGGGAGGGGAUGGAUUCCAUAGUGGAGUCUCUGUCGAGAGAACCCUGUGACCUGCAAGAACUGAAGUUGGUGGCCUGCUGUCUGACCGCAAAUUCUGUGAAAGCAUUAGCACAGAAUCUUCACAAUUUGGUCAGACUGAGCAUUCUUGAUAUAUCAGAAAAUUAUCUGGAAAAGGAUGGAAACAAAGCUGUACAGGAACUGAUUGGCAGGCUCAGCCUUCUGGAACAGCUAAUGGUAUUGAUGCUGCCUUGGUGCACAAAUGUGCUCAUCAGCCUGCCCAACCUUUUGAAGCAACUGGAGGGGGUCCCAGGGCUUGUCAAGCUUGGACUGAAAAACUGGAACCUCACGGAUGCAGAGAUUAGAAGUUUAGGUGCCUUUUUGGAGACGAAUCCUCUGAGAAACCUGCAGCAGUUGGAUUUAGCAGGGAAUUGUGUGAGCGGUGAUGGAUGGCUUUCCUUCAUGACUGUAUUUGAGAAUCUGAAACAAUUGGUAUUCUUUGACUUUAGUACUAAAGACUUUUUACCAGAUGCAUCACUGGUGAGGAAACUUGGUCAUGUGUUAUCGAAGUUAACUUUUCUGCAAGAAGCAAGGCUCAUUGGGUGGGAGUUUGAUGACUAUGAUGUUAGUGUUAUUAAAGGCACCUUUAAGCUAGUAAUUACUUAAAGGUACUCCAAACCACCAAGUAGUUCAGAGAGACUCCUUUACAUUCAACGGAUCAUUACAAAUUUUGGAGAAGCCGGCUGGAGA
Messenger RNA from Onychomys torridus (southern grasshopper mouse), 3406 nucleotides. RefSeq names its product NLR family CARD domain containing 4 (gene Nlrc4). The record is from RefSeq and is a predicted model, not a curated record. NCBI's taxonomy places the organism in Eukaryota, Metazoa, Chordata, Mammalia, Rodentia, Cricetidae. The transcript is spliced from 9 exons. Gene Ontology annotation, biological process: regulation of apoptotic process; detection of bacterium; defense response to bacterium. The coding region runs from base 248 to 3322 and encodes 1024 amino acids.